AUGAAGUUUAUGAAGCUUGGAUCCAAGCCAGAUGCGUUUCAGACUGAGGAGAACAAUAUCAGAUAUGUGGCGAGCGAGCUUGCAACUGAUGUCAUCAUUCAGGUUGGGGAUAUCAAAUUUUACUUGCACAAGUUUCCACUCCUCUCGAAAAGUGCCCGCCUGCAAAAGCUUGUCUCGUCAUCUAACGAGGAUGAUCUCAUCAUCCUGCAAGACAUCCCGGGGGGGCCCGCCGCUUUCGAGAUGUGCGCCAAGUUCUGCUACGGGAUGGUUAUAACCCUCAAUGCCUACAAUGUGGUCCCCACUCGAUGCGCGGCUGAGUACCUCGAAAUGCACGAAAUGGUCGACAAGGGCAAUCUUGUCUAUAAAGUUGACGUCUUUUUGAGCUCCAGCAUCUACCGGAGCUGGAAAGACUCAAUUAUCGUUCUCCAGACCACAAAAUCCCACUUGCCGUUUUCCAAGGAUCUCAAAAUCGUCAGCCACUGUAUAGACGCUAUUGCCAGCAAGGCCUCGACCGAUGUCUCGAAGGUCGACUGGUCCUACACUUACAACCGGAAAAAAACGAUCGAGGAAAACGGGAACAACGGGCUGAGGACACGGGCUGUGCCGCUCGAUUGGUGGGCAGAGGACUUGAGCGAGCUCGAGAUCGACUUGUACAAGAAAGUGAUCGUGGGUAUAAAAGACAAAGGGCUUGUGCCAAAUGAGGUAAUUGGUGAGGCCCUGAAAGCUUACGCGUACCAUAAACUGCCUGCCUCGGGGAAAAAUGUGGUCCCGCAAGAAGAUCUCCCUAAAUUCCGAACAAUUUUGGAAAAUGUAGUGUGGCUUUUGCCAGCCGAGAAGGGUUGUGUCUCGUGUAGCUUCUUGCUCAAGCUGCUGAAGGCGGCCGUGUCAGCUGAAUCGGACGAGAGGGUAAAAUUGGAACUCGUGAAAAGAAUCGGGCAGCAGCUGGAGGAGGCCUCGGUUAACGACCUCUUGAUCCGGGCAUGCGAGAGUACGGAACUUAUCUACGAUGUUGAGAUUGUCCGGAAGAUUCUGGAGGAGUUUCUGGCACAGGAUAGGAAUUUCGAAAUGGAGAUGGAAAAUCGAGGCGAGAUUCAGGAGAUGAUGAAGAGGCCCUGGAUUUUAUCUGAAGCUUCGAAGCUGAUGGUGGCUAAGCUUGUGGAUGGUUAUCUUGCAGAGAUUGCAAAAGAUCCGAAUCUGCCCCUCUCGUUGUUUGUUGGGAUCUCGGAGAUGGUUUCAGGCUUUUCGCGCCCUACCCACGAUGGUCUGUAUCGGGCCAUUGAUACAUAUCUCAAGGAGCACCCGGGGAUCAGCAAGAGUGAGAGGAAGCGCAUUUGCCGACUAAUGGACUGCAAGAAGCUAUCGGCAGACGCGUGUAUGCACGCUGUCCAGAACGAGCGGCUCCCCCUUCGGGUAGUCGUGCAGGUCCUAUUUUUCGAGCAGGUCCGGGCUGCCGCCGCCUCGUCCUCCGGCAGCUCGACUCCGGACCUCCCGAAAGCCAUUAAAGACCUAAACUGCUGCAACAACUCACACGGAAGCUCGCGCUCGACCACAGCCAACACGGAUGAGGAUUGGGAUGCAGUGGCCUCGGCAGACGAGUUACGAGCCCUCAGAGGCGAGUUGGCGGCCUUGCGUCUGGGCAAUAAUGGGGUCUCGAGCGAGAAGGAUUCGGGCCGGGCUGCCAUAGGUAAGGUCAAGGGUUUGAUGAUGUCGAGGCGGAUUUUCUCCAAGAUUUGGUCGGGGAAGGGGGCCCACGGGGAGAAUAGCGGGUCGGAUUCAUCUGAAAGUCUCGGGUCGGGCAAUAAUUACAGUCAUAACGUUCAAGAUGAGGGGAAGAGCACGUCGUCGAGGAAAGUGAGGCAUUCGGUUUCUUGA
Molecule: messenger RNA, 1872 nt
Organism: Striga hermonthica
Lineage: Eukaryota; Viridiplantae; Streptophyta; Magnoliopsida; Lamiales; Orobanchaceae
Source: the annotation of a GenBank genome assembly